AUGCUUUCAUUCUCAUUACCCUCUUUCAGUUUCCUUCCAUCCUGGAAACGCCAGACAGUAUUCGACAUCCCACCAGUGAGGGUCCAUGAUGUCGACACAGCCCACGAAAAGCCCGCUAGGGCCUUGAAGCACCUGCUCAAACUGAACCACGCGAAUCACGCCAUCCUGUACAACGAGCGGAAAUUCCACAACCAUGCCCCUCAUAUUCUGAGUUCAGCGUUUCUCCAAGGUGCAGAUGCGGAUGAUCUGAACCGCGUGUAUGAGGCUGAGUCGAAGACGCUGGAGCCGUGGAUUGAUUCUCCGGGGGAGAUCAGCACCUAUGACUGGCGGGAUUUCCUUGGACGGCGGGAGUACCAGCGGGCGUUUGUGGAUUUCUUUGAGGACGAGCUUGUGCGGCACGGGUAUGACUGGAAGAAGGUCGUAGCGGACUAUCUGUUCUCCGGCAAGGAACCACUGUUUAGUUCGCUUGUUGCUGAUCGUGAGUGGUUGCGAUAUUUGCUUCAGGAGGGAUAUGCUGAUGUUGUGCGUUUAGUUGGGCAUCCGUUGAUUCAUCUGGGUUAUGCCUUUGAGAUGUCCAGUCGGGAGGUCGCUAUGGAGGCGUUGGGUCUUGUGGCGACUUGCUACAGCGACAUACACAAGUACAUUGAUGAUUCAUCUUAUUCUAGGGCGGACUCGUCGUACCAUUCGUCAUCGCUUUUUGAGAUCCUAGCCAAGGUCCGCGCUGACAAGCGCUUUAAAGGGGUGUUUGCAACACCAGGGGACCAUAACUUGGAGACUCUCUUCCGACACCACGAGGCGGCCCUACUGGACCAUUGGAACGCUUGGAAGAUUGAGGAUCCAGUGCCUCAGUUCCGCGAAAGCCAGCAACUCGCCGCCGCUGUGCUCACUGCUACACAAGCAGAUCCCACUGAGAAAUACGAUUUCUUCCUCGUGCAUAUCCUGACCACCAGCCAUGCUGUCCGGAUCCUCCUGCCGUUGAUUCCUGCGCGGUUUCAAGUUCCACUCGUCAGGCAGUGGUGGCUGAUGACGCUGGCUGUGUACAUCGCCCAGCUCAGGCCGGAGAUCGAUCUUGGCCGAAUUCGAAAUUACGACCCGCAAGGAAGAGACUGGAAAUGGACCGCCAAGCAAGCAGUCAAGAGCAAGCAUUCUACGGACGCACAUUAUGUCAAGGCUCUGCGUGCUAUGCGGGAGGCUGCAGCAACAUGGGGAGACUCGGAUGGGCUUUAUCUAAAGGCAGCUGUGAAAUUUGCCGAGGAGUUCGACGGUUGGGGAGGGUUUGUGUAA
Messenger RNA from Aspergillus fumigatus Af293, 1284 nucleotides. RefSeq names its product questin oxidase family protein. Lineage: Eukaryota; Fungi; Ascomycota; Eurotiomycetes; Eurotiales; Aspergillaceae. Gene Ontology annotation, molecular function: oxidoreductase activity. The record is from RefSeq and is a predicted model, not a curated record.